This is a messenger RNA of Eruca vesicaria subsp. sativa (arugula), 3260 nucleotides long. NCBI's taxonomy places the organism in Eukaryota, Viridiplantae, Streptophyta, Magnoliopsida, Brassicales, Brassicaceae. The record is from the annotation of a GenBank genome assembly.
UCAUUUUUAUUUUUCUUUCUUUUUUUCUUCUUCUUCUUCCUCUCUCUCUCUGAAUCUCUCUCAGCGAAUAUCCUAACGUCUCUCCGUCAUCUUCUCAAGCUUUCCAUUAAUCUGUUUGACUGCUAAUAUAAUAAAACAUCUAUCAAGAAUCCUCGGCGAAGAUGGUAAAACGACACCGUUUUGUAAGGUAUUCGAACCAGACACAAAGCUCAUAAGCUUCUUGUCUUCUUGAUCUGUUUAUGAUAGCAAAAACGACAUCGUUUUGUAAGGUAUUCGAACAAAACACAAGCUUCUUCUUGUCUACAUGCUCUCAAGAUCCUGUGCUAACUUCCUCGACGUAUCAUCUUGAGACCUUCUAGACAUUCCUCCAACACCUCUCCCACGCGUCAUGACCAUUCCGGGAACAAUCUCCGGCGACCUAACUUCUUCUCCACGCGAGAGAAAGAUAAUCGUGGCCAACACGUUACCUCUCCAAUCCAAAAGAGACUUAGAAACUGGCAAAUGGUCUUUCUCAUGGGACGAAGACUCUCUCCAACUCCAACUCAAAGACGGUUUCCCUCCAGAAACAGAGUUCCUCUACAUCGGCUCACUAAACGCAGACGUUUCACCAAACGAACAAGAACAAGUCUCACAAACCCUUCUCACACAUUUCAACUCCGUCGCCACUUUCUUACCUAAAGACCUCCAAGAAAUGUAUUACCGAGGCUUCUGCAAACACCAGCUUUGGCCUCUGUUCCAUUACAUGCUCCCAAUGUUCCCUGACCACGGAGACCGUUUCGACAGAAAGCUAUGGCAAGCCUAUGUCUCAGCCAACAAGAUCUUCUCAGACAGGGUGAUGGAAGUUAUAAACCCUGAGGAUGAUUACGUGUGGAUUCAAGAUUACCAUCUCAUGGUUCUCCCCACUUUCUUGAGGAAACGUUUCAAUAGAAUCAAGCUUGGUUUCUUCCUCCAUAGUCCUUUCCCUUCCUCAGAGAUUUACAGGACGUUACCUGUCCGUGACGAGAUCUUGAGAGGGUUGCUGAACUGUGAUCUCAUUGGCUUCCACACGUUUGACUACGCGAGGCACUUCUUGUCUUGUUGUAGUAGAAUGCUUGGUCUUGAUUACCAGUCUAAGCGUGGACACAUUGGUCUUGACUACUUUGGGAGAACCGUGUUCAUCAAGAUACUUCCCGUUGGUGUCCACAUGGGGAGGUUAGAGUCUGUUCUCAACCUUCCUUCCGCUACGGCCAAGAUUCAAGAGAUUCAAGAAGAGUAUAAAGGGAAGAAGCUAAUUCUCGGCAUUGAUGAUAUGGACAUCUUCAAAGGCAUUAGCUUAAAGCUUUUAGCUAUGGAGAGUCUCUUUGAGACGUAUUGGCAUUUGAGAGGGAAAGUAGUUCUUGUUCAGAUAGUGAAUCCUGCGAGAACUUCAGGUAAAGAUGUGGAAGAAGCUAAGAGAGAGACUUACAUGACUGCUAAAAGGAUCAAUGAGCGUUACGGUGGUGCUGAUUAUAAACCUAUAGUGUUGAUAGACCGUCUUGUUCCACGUUAUGAGAAGAGUGCUUACUACGCUGCAGCGGAUUGUUGUCUUGUGAAUGCAGUGAGAGAUGGUAUGAACUUGGUUCCUUAUAAGUAUAUAGUCUGCAGGCAAGGAGCAGGCGCAGGCACAAGUACUCUCGUUGUCUCUGAGUUUAUUGGAUGCUCACCUUCUUUAAGCGGUGCUAUUAGAGUGAAUCCAUGGGAUGUAGAUGAUGUGGCUCAAGCGGUUAACUCUGCUCUUAAGAUGAGUGAAGCUGAGAAGCAGCUAAGGCAUGAGAAGCAUUAUAAUUAUAUUAGCACUCAUGAUGUUGGUUAUUGGGCUAAGAGCUUUAUGCAGGAUCUUGAGAGAGCUUGUAAGGAUCAUUACAGUAAGCGUUGUUGGGGGAUUGGGUUUGGUUUAGGGUUUAGAGUUUUGUCGUUGUCUCCUAGCUUUAGGAAGCUCUCUGUUGAACAUAUUGUUCCGGUUUAUAAAAAAGCACAGAGGAGAGCUAUCUUUCUUGAUUAUGAUGGUACUCUUGUCCCUGAAAGCUCCAUUACUCAAGAUCCAAGCGCUGAGGUUUUGUCUGUUCUGAAGGCUCUUUGUGAAGAUACUAAGAACACUGUGUUUAUUGUUAGUGGAAGAGGACCAGAGUCUCUGAGUAGUUGGUUAUCUCCUUGUGAGAAUCUUGGUAUAGCUGCUGAACAUGGAUACUUCAUAAGGUAUGUAUCUUGUCUUAUACUUUACAUGGAGGUUGUGAAUAUACUUACAGAGAACAUCUUUUGUGUUUGGGUGUUUAGGUGGAAUAGCAAGAAAGAGUGGGAGACUUGUUACUCGUCAACGGGUACAGAGUGGAAGGCAAUGGUGGAACCUGUUAUGAGAUCAUACAUGGAGGCAACAGAUGGGUCUAGUAUAGAGUUUAAAGAGAGUGCUUUAGUGUGGCAUCAUCAAGAUGCUGAUCCAGACUUUGGUUCUUGCCAAGCUAAGGAGCUUCUUGAUCAUCUAGAGAGUGUGCUCGCAAAUGAGCCUGUUGUUGUCAAGAGAGGUCAACACAUUGUUGAAGUAAAACCACAGGGUGUAAGCAAAGGUCUAGCUGCGGAGAAAGUAAUCCGUGGGAUGGUUGAACGUGGGGAGGCGCCAGAGAUGGUGAUAUGCAUAGGAGAUGAUAGGUCUGAUGAGGAUAUGUUUGAGGGUAUGUUGAGUACAGUGACCAAUCCAGAGCUUUUGAUUCAGCCAGAGGUUUUUGCUUGCACGGUUGGAAGAAAACCAAGUAAGGCUAAGUACUUUUUGGAUGAUGUAGCUGAUGUGCUUAAGCUACUAAAAGGUUUGGGAGACUCAUCAUUGAGCUUAAAGACCACAUCUCACACAGAAGUUGCAUUUGAAAGCAUCAUUUAAAAAAAUGGAAAGUGCCAAGAAUAACCAGAAUUUAAAUUUACUUUAACAUCAAAAUGUAAAAAAAGAAGAGGAGAAAUGGUAUUUAAUUUGCUUCUGAAGGAUUAUUGUUUCUUGUUUUAACUACGUUUUUUGGAUUAAAUUAGGAUUUGCAGUUUCUAUUUCUUUUUUUUUCUCUCUUUUUCUGUACAGAAUUAGAAACUACUUUCUUCUUUUUGUUGCUUGAAUUUAAUUCACUUGUGCUCUCACUGACUUCAAGAUGUAGUCAGAAACUGAAUGGUCUAAAUGGUGACUAAAUGAAUGAUAAGGAAUAAUCAAUUCUUCUUCAGUUUUAUUGUUUACAGCAUUUACAAGUAAUAUUUGUUCUUUGUUAAAU